This is a messenger RNA of Aedes albopictus (Asian tiger mosquito), 2334 nucleotides long. RefSeq lists its product as uncharacterized. The transcript has a single exon. Gene Ontology annotation, molecular function: zinc ion binding; aspartic-type endopeptidase activity; nucleic acid binding. The record is from RefSeq and is a predicted model, not a curated record. Gene Ontology annotation, biological process: proteolysis. NCBI's taxonomy places the organism in Eukaryota, Metazoa, Arthropoda, Insecta, Diptera, Culicidae. The coding region runs from base 1 to 2334 and encodes 777 amino acids.
AUGGAGGACGACGUUGUACUCUUGUGCGACACGCUGACCAAGCUCGGCAUUCAGCGAGAGUGCGAAAAACGAGGAUUGCCGACGACGGGAAAUAAAAAGGCUAUGGCAAAACGCAUUGUCGAUCACGACAAAACGAUGGCGGAAAACGACGGCGCUCCUGAGGCCAAAGACGCGGCGCAGGAUUGCAAUCAGAACGACGGCGAUGCGAAUGUUGAAAACGAUGACGACCGACGCGCCGACGACGACGACGGCUUGGUCGAUGAAGUUGAUGACGACGACCGCUCGAACGACGAAAACGAUUACUCACACAGAGAUGCUGACGACGAUACGGACGACUCUGAAUUCUUCACGACGGCGGUGGGUAGAAAGAGAACGACGUCUACGCCGAAGCCAACCCCACUCGCAGAACAGGAGCAACGACCAUACUCAUUUCGUGAUGUGGAGGACAGCAUCGAAGCAUUCGGAGCAGAGGAAGGCCACGAUGUGAAAAUGUGGAUGAACCAGUUUGAGGCCAUGGCGAAAACAGCAUUCUGGAACGAUGAGCAGAAGUUAAUAAUGUGCCGGAAAAAGUUGAUUGGCACUGCACGGCGAUUCGUGUUCUCCCAACGCGAUUUAUCAACAUUCUCGAAGCUGAAGACUGCCCUUAUCCGUGAAUUUUCCCCUUUCGUACGGGCAAGCGACGUUCAUCGCACGUUGGCUGGGCGUAAGAAGAAGCUGACGGAAUCGACGCGAGACUAUAUCUACGAAAUGCAACGAAUUGCCCUCGCGAUCAAUCUUGAUGAGUUAAGUGUGUGUGAGUACAUUGUCGAUGGAAUAACGGACGACGCAUUUCAUCGCUCCCUCUUGUACGAAGCCAGCACGAUCCGAGAGCUGAAGGCGAAGCUGCUUAACUUCGAAAAGGUACAGCGGAAAGCGGAACGCAAGCCGAGAGUGGACGACGACGCCGGACGAAAGAAAGAGCACCGAAAAUCGGAAUCGACGAAGCAGAGCAGUAAACCCGAAGCGAAGCGUCACUGCUUCAACUGCGGCGAGGCGUCGCAUGUGGCGAACGAGUGCCCGCAGAAGAACGACGGACCGAAGUGUUUUGGCUGCAACUCGUUUGGUCACCUGUCGAAAGAUUGCAGCAAGAAGAAGGAGAAAAAGGAGAGUGACAAAAAAGCAGCAUCUAAAGUGAAUGUACUGCAAGCCGAUGGCAAACCGUGUGUGAUGAUGAAGUUGUUCGGGCGCGACUUUUCUGCGAUAAUCGAUACCGGGAGUGAAAUUUCGUUGGUUCGGCAGGAUUUGUGGACGGAUCUGUCGGAAUCCGGUCCGCCGAUGAGAAAAUCAUCGAUGAAGGUGCGCGGCUACGGUGGAAAAGUGAAUACGGUUUGCGGCGAACUAGAUCUCGAAGCCGAAAUCGAAGAAGAAAAAUACGUUGUGCGUUUCUAUGUUGUGCCGGUUGACGCGAUCGAUAUGCAAUUGUUAAUUGGAAUGGAUUUCCUUAACAGUGUCGAUUACGCGAUUACUCCCGAUGGGGCGCGAGUGAAAAAGUUCCCACCAAAAGUUGAAGAGCCGGAACAGAGUGAUGCCAAAUGGAUCCGCCGCGUAGAGGAGUACAUUGGUGAAAACGAGAUUUCAGUGCCGUACAAAUACCGCGACGAAGUUUUGGGAAUGAUUGAGAACUAUAGUCCGAGUCAGUCAGUGGUUGCUGCUAAUGAAUUAUCAAUCAAGUUGAAGGACGACGACGCCGUUUGUGAAAAUCCUCGUCGGUUGGCACAGCUGGAAAAAGAAGUGGUGAAGAAGCAAAUCGGGCAAUGGAUGAAGAACAGCAUAGUGCAGCCAUCCGAAAGUGAAUAUGCGAGUCCGGUUGUGGUCGUUCCGAAGAAGGACGGAUCGUACCGCGUCUGUGUUGACUACCGGGAAAUAAACAAAAAAGUAGUGCGCGAUAAAUUUCCAAUGCCCAACGUUGAAGACCAAAUCGAUCGGUUGUCGGAGGCUCGAGUGUACACGACGCUCGAUCUGAAGAAUUCGUACUUUCACGUACCGGUAGAAGAGAAGAGUCGAAAGUACACCGCGUUCGUGACGAGUGAUGGGCAAUAUGAGUUUCUACGAGCACCGUUUGGAUUGUGUACAAGUGGUAACGCGUUCGGUCGAUUCAUUACUACGGUGUUUAAAGACUUGAUCAAUGACGAGAUGAUUAUGGCAUUCGUGGACGACGUCAUCAUUCCGUCCAAAGAUGAAGAACAAGGACUGAAAGUGUUGAAACGAGUGUUGGAAGUGGCUGAGAAGAAUGGAUUGCAGUUUAAUUGGAAGAAGUGCGCUUUCCUGCAACGUCGAGUAGAACAUCUCGGCUAA